AUGUCUUCUCCCAAUGCUCCAAAUCCAACAAUUAACACAACCUCUGACCCACUCUCCACUGCCUCUCAUCUCACCCAUCGUGAACUUCUGUGUCGUCGUCUUCGCAACAUCAAACGUCUUACCAAACUUUACAGACGUCAGUAUUGGGCUCUCAUCGAACAAGUCAGGAUCAAACACAGACAAUAUGUUAUUGAGACUGGUCUUAGCCCUUUCCAGGAUGAACCUGAUGUUGUUAUUGACAAUUACACUAACAUAUGUGCUUUUGAUGGUUGUAUGUCCAACCCUAUGCCUUGCACUUCUUUUUGCUUUCAGCAUAUUCUCUCUGAUCCAAAACAAGUUCUUUAUAAGCCUUGCACUUUCGUCAUCGCAAGGUCAGGUGAUGGACCUGUAACAUGCAAGAAACCUACAGUGAGAUCCACCACUCCAUCAUACUGCACUGUCCACAUGAAAAAGGUGGGAAUGAAUAUCUCCCCUAUGGGCAAAGUGAGUCCUGAAUUUCAUGAAUUGGUGCCUGAAUUUGUUGGUCAAAUUCAAGCUAAGAGAAGGGCAAUGAAGGGAAAGGAUGUAAAAGUGUGGUUAAGAAGGAUUGUGAUAAAGAGGAAAGCAAAACUGAGGCUGACAAGGAACAUCAAACUGAAGCUAAGAAGAUUAUGAAUAAACUU
This is a messenger RNA of Vicia villosa (hairy vetch), 662 nucleotides long. RefSeq lists its product as uncharacterized. Gene Ontology annotation, cellular component: NSL complex. Lineage: Eukaryota; Viridiplantae; Streptophyta; Magnoliopsida; Fabales; Fabaceae. The transcript has 2 exons. The coding region runs from base 1 to 654 and encodes 217 amino acids. The record is from RefSeq and is a predicted model, not a curated record.